GCGAGCCUUCUUGAGUUGAAGGAUAAGGCGGCAAGUUUUGAUCCCAAGAAGGCGGCAUAUUGGGGAAAGGCACAAAGGGUGCCGUUUAUGUUUGUAGCGAAGGCGUUGGAUGCUAUUUCUAAAGAAUCAGGGCGGAUUGCGAUAACUGCAAUUGUUUGUAACAUGUUGAGGACUGUGAUGGAAACGACGCCAGAGGAUUUGGUGGCUGUUGUUUACCUUUUGGCGAACCGGAUUGCUCCAGCUCAUGAAGGAUUGGAGCUUGGGAUUGGGGAUGCUUCGAUUAUUAAGGCUCUGUACGAGGCGUGCGGAACAAAAGAAGCACAAAUUAAGAAGCAGUACAAGGAAUCUGGUAAGGAUAGUCAAGAGAAGAAAAAGAAUCAUAUCAAGGCACUACUGGUUGCUGCUACAGAUUGUGAACCUCAGUACUUGAUUCGUCUGCUCCAGGCUAAACUGCGCAUUGGUUUAGCUGAGCAAACUCUGUUAGCUGCUUUGGGCCAUGCUGCAGUUUAUGCUGAUAAGCAAUCUUCAACUCCUGCAAAUAUAGAUUCUUCUUUAGAAGAGGCUGCUAAAAUCGUGAAACAAGUUUACUCGGUAAUUCCAGUCUAUGAUAAAAUAAUCUCUGCUCUUCUUGCUGAUGGUGUAUGGGAUCUUCCCAAGACAUGUAGCUUUUCACCUGGUGUUCCUGUUGGACCUAUGCUAGCAAAACCAACUAAGGGAGUUUCUGAAAUAUUGGAUAAGUUUCAGGAUAUUGAAUUCACCUGUGAAUACAAGUACGAUGGAGAACGUGCUCAGAUUCACUACAUGGAGGAUGGUACAGUGGAGAUAUAUAGUCGAAAUGCAGAAAGAAACACUGGAAAGUAUCCUGAUGUUGUGGAUGCAAUUUCAAGGUUUAAAAGGCCGUCUGUAACCUCAUUUGUUCUUGAUUGUGAAAUUGUUGCAUUUGAUCGUGAGAAGAAAAAAAUUCUCCCCUUCCAGGUCCUCAGCACACGGGCUCGUAAAAAUGUGGUCUUGAGUGAAAUAAAGGUUGGUGUUUGCAUAUAUGCUUUUGAUAUCUUGUAUAUCAAUGGCCAACCUCUUCUACAAGCACAGCUUGACAGUCGAAGGCAGCAUCUUUACGAGUCAUUUGAGGAAGAACCUGGCUUUUUUCAAUUUGCUACAGCAGUAACAUCAAAUGAUCUUGAGGAAAUACAGAAGUUCCUUGAAGCUGCUGUUGAUGCCAGUUGUGAGGGGUUGAUAAUUAAGACAUUGAAGAAAGAUGCCACGUAUGAGCCUUCCAAGCGGUCAAAUAACUGGCUGAAGUUGAAAAAGGAUUACAUGGAUAGUACGGGUGACUCACUGGAUUUGGUUCCCAUUGCUGCUUUCCAUGGCCGGGGAAAACGUACUGGUGUUUAUGGAGCCUUUCUCCUUGCUUGUUAUGAUGUCAACAACGAAGAAUUCCAGAGCAUAUGUAAAAUUGGCACUGGAUUUUCUGAAGCUGUGCUUGAAGAGCGCUCUGCCAGCUUGCGCUCUAAAGUUAUUCCCAAGCCAAAGUCUUAUUACCGGUACUCAGAUACAAUCAAUCCAGAUGUAUGGUUUGAACCUAUUGAGGUUUGGGAGGUAAAAGCUGCUGAUCUGACUAUCAGUCCUGUUCAUCGUGCUGCUACUGGUAUUGUGGAUUCAGACAAGGGAAUUUCUCUUCGGUUUCCACGUUUACUACGGGUUCGAGAAGAUAAGAAUCCAGAGGAUGCCUCUUCUGCUGAUAUGGUAGCAGAUAUUUAUAGAGCUCAGAAACACAAUCAAAGUAACCGCGAUGAUGAUGAGCAAUAAUGAAAGCAAUUAGUUGGAUAUUUUAGUUCAUUUAUAGAAAUGAUGCCUAUUGUGCAUGUCUGGGCAUCCACAAAAGUAAGUCGUGCCCUCUGCAAACUUGUGUUAUUGUCAAAUUUGAUGCAUUGGUUUCACUGAUCUAAGUAAUAUUCACAGUGCGAGUAAUAUAACCGAUGGCACAUGUCAUUUAAAACCCAUUUAAUUUCUUGAAUUAUGAUUUAUGAGUCACAGCUACCAAAAUAAUGUUAAAACCUGUCCAGAUACUUUUGAUUGCA
Messenger RNA from Coffea arabica (coffee), 2078 nucleotides. RefSeq names its product DNA ligase 1. The record is from RefSeq and is a predicted model, not a curated record. Gene Ontology annotation, cellular component: mitochondrion; nucleus. Gene Ontology annotation, biological process: lagging strand elongation; DNA biosynthetic process; DNA recombination. Lineage: Eukaryota; Viridiplantae; Streptophyta; Magnoliopsida; Gentianales; Rubiaceae. Gene Ontology annotation, molecular function: DNA binding; DNA ligase (ATP) activity; ATP binding.